AUGGCUGCCUGCUAUACAGUCCUCCUCGCGUCCUCCUCUCGCCACUUCCUCGUGCCGCGCUCGCGCCUUGUGCUGGCCGCCGCGCCCGCUGACGACGCUGAGGGCGAGCGUCUUUUCGGCGCCGGCGGCGGCGCGCUCCCGGUCGGCGAGGCGCUCGACGAUGGCGAGCUUCCUGUCGGCGAGGCCGUCGCGGCGGACGACUCUCGUCGCUCGCCUCGUCCGACGCGCCGAAUGUGGCUCGGGCGGAGGCUGUGGGUGCCUAAGCCCGGCGAGCUGCAGACGUCGCGCGACGACCAGACCGAGCUCAUCGUCGUCAACGGUGUCUCACCCAAAGAGCUCCGAGCCCGCCGUGCCGCGCAGCAGCGCGCCAAUGCUGCCACGCUCCGCGAGCGGCUGUGCAGGCUCGGCGUGGCAGGCGCGUCCGUCACGCGGCUGCUCGCGACGCCCGCGGUGCUCGCGGCGACCGCGCCGUCCGCCGACGGCGGCACCUGUCUCGCGUUGCGCCAGCUCGAGACGCUUCUUCACCUGCUGCCGGAGGAGGGUGUGGCGGGUGUCUUGCGUCGGCACGGCCGGCUGCUGCUGAGCCGCGAGAUGGACCUCGCGGCGAGAGUGGAGGCGCUGCAGGCCGCGACGGACCUGCCGGCCCUCCGCCUCGUGUCGCACGAGCCCGGCAUGCUCUCGCUCGACCACACGCACGUGGCCGCACGCUGCGCGGCGCUGAGCGCGGCGCUGGGCGGCGGCGUCGAGGUCGGCCUGGUGCUCCGCCGUGCGCCGCGGCUGCUCUCGCGCUCUCCCGCGCGCGUGCAGCGCACGCUCGCCGCGCUGCGCGACUUGCUUGAGCCGCUCGGCCUCGACGCGCUGCAGCUCGCCCGCCUAGAAGCGGAAUACCUCCCCACACCUCCCCAGAUCUCCCCAGAUCUCCCCAGAUCUCCCCAGAUCUCCCCAGAUCUCGUCCGCCUAGAAGCGGAAUACGCGCUCACCUCGCCGGCGGCGGCGCUCGCGCCCAAGCUGUCGCGGCUGCGAGCGCUCACGACCGAGGCCGAGUGGGCGCAGCUCGCCGCGGGCGGCGGCACCGGCACCCUCGCCCGCACCCUGACUUGCUCGCUCGAGCGGAUCGGCCGGCUGAGCGAGGUGCCGCCGCGCGACGCGGGCGGCGCGGCGCGUUCCCUCUCUGUCCUGCUCAAGCUGCCGCCGCAGCAGUACCGCGAGCAGUUUGGCGACACGGCCGGCGCGAGCCUCGUGGCGGGCGGCAUCGCCAUUUACAUCUUCAAGUCGCGCGGCACGUCGUCGAAAGCGGCCGCGCCCGCCCCGGCGGCGGAGGACUCGUGGAAGGCCGAGGUUGCCGAGUCGCGGCCUUGGGCUCCGGUGCUGUGGGGCUGGGCGAUGAACGCGACCCUGCUCGCCGUGCAGACGUUCAUGGUGACUAGGUACGCCCCCUCGUACUCGCCGUCCACCUACGUUGCCACGCAGCUCGUGACGAUGACGUACUCGUGGGUAGCGACCAACCUGCUGUUUCCCUUAUUUCCGACAGUUGCCGGCCUCCCCUUCUUCCUCGUCGCCUUCCCGCCCGCAUUCGGUAUCUGCGCCGCUCCCUUCUUCGCUGCCUUUGGCAAAGAGUUUGCGAUGAACGCGCCCAUCUGGGUGCUCACUGCAUGGUCGGCGGUGAGACUGAUGUUCGAGAGCAUCGUCCAGAUGCACGCCGCUUACGGGGUCAAGGGCAUCUCCUAUUGGCUCCUCUGGCCGAUCCAAAAGGCCCCCGAGCCAUACACGUACACCUACCCCUUCUUUGGCUGGAAGGUAGCACGCACCCGCGGCGGCAACGUGGACGCCAUGACGAGUCUUUGCGUUUGCUUGCCGGUCGCGCUGGUCUGCGCCAUCGUGAAUGACGACGCCAGCCCUGCUGUCCGGCUCCUCUCCUGGGCCGCCCAAUCGUGGAUAUUCGUCUACCUGUGCUGCCUGGGACCCGUCCCCCAUUUCCUCAUGGGCAUGCCUGGCCCCAACAACAUCUUCGAUGGCGAGGGCGAGCCCAAGCGUGGCACGCAGAUGCAUGCUCUCACGUCGGGCACGCUCGGCGUCUGCUGCUACUGGAUCGCCUCGUACGCCGUCAUCCACUUCAUCGUCUUUGUCCGCAAGAUGACCGGCGUGUGA
Molecule: messenger RNA, 2148 nt
Organism: Emiliania huxleyi CCMP1516
Lineage: Eukaryota; Haptophyta; Isochrysidales; Noelaerhabdaceae
Exons: 4
Coding region: 1-2148 (715 amino acids)
Source: RefSeq, a predicted model, not a curated record